GCGACCAUCAUGAUGCUGCAUCGUGGGAAAGCUCUGUUCGUUACCUUGACUUGAGGCGAGAGCCCCGCCACUAAAGUAAUCACGCUAAUGGGAGGGAGAAGCAGCACACAUCACUUUUCAAGAUAACAACACUGUAGAUGCACGGCCCACAAUUAGCGAGCGGGUGGACGGUAGUGGAAGAAACAUUUGUUGGUGGUUUUACACAAGGUGAAAUAAAUCCACCACCAUCAAAUAAUAUUCCGUCAGUUUCAAAUGCAGCUACCUUCCAGUUCCCAUCACCCCGCACCCAGUGAAAUCCAACCGGCUAUCAGAUAAGACAGACACCAUUGUGCAAAAGAACCCAACCGAACCCACCGCUCAGUCACAAACCGGCGCUGCUGCUGGUUGGAAUGUAGCCACUUCUAGUGUCAGUGUCUGUGCGGGAAAACGAACGUUCCGACCGCGUCCGAGCAAAGCCGACCAUGUGCCAUUUAUUUUCCACGCGCUAACAUCCCGCUCCACCACUGUGCGUCGCGUUUUCGUACGCGUAAAUGAACAAACCACGCCACCGUAUGCAAAACCGAUUCGCAUCCACACCGUGAAGGUUAGCAAUCAUUCUCGUGGGGUGUUCACAUUCCGACCCGAAACGCUGGGCUGGCGGGUGGUGAGUUUAUCGCCGUGCCGCGAGGAUGCAACCAUGGUUGCGGGUGUCGCUGCUGCUGUGCGUCUUCGGGUUCUUCCGGGAGCUGCGCGUUUCCGAACCGUUCGUCACCGAGUUCCUGUCGGGCGAGUGGCGGGACAUCGAGCCGGAGCAGCUGAACCGCGACGUCUACCCAAUCGGCACGUACAGCCAGGUCGCGCUGCUCGUGUUUAUGUUUCUGCUCACGGAUGUCCUCAGAUACAAAUCGAUAAUUGUGUUUUCCGCCUGCUUGGGCAUCGUCAUCUGGUCGCUGCUGCUGUGGACGGAAUCGUUAGCCGCACUGCAGGUCGUGCAAGUGCUGUACGGUGCCUACAUGGCCUCGGAAGUGGCCUACUACACGUACAUCUACGCCAAGAUUAGCCGGGAAAAGUAUCAACAGGUGACUGGCAACACGCGGGCCGCCAUCCUGCUCGGCCGCUUCCUGUCCGGCGUUAUCUCGCAGGUACUCGUUUCCACCGGUGCGAUGAACGUACGCGACCUGAAUUAUAUUACACUCGGCACGCAAGCCGUUUCUCUGCUUUGGUCAUUUUUGCUGCCACCGGUAAAAACCAGUGUUUACUUCUAUGCUCGCGAUGAGGACACUAAGCCGACCGAUGGAAUGGUGGCUUGUGAUCCUGUACCAACGCCACAGCAGAAGGAACAGGAGCAAAAAGCGCAGGAUCAGUUGGAGCUCCACGGUGACAAUGGAUUGGAUGCUUCCCAGAAGGUUUCCCCGGACCGCACCACCCCAAAUAAUGAACCUAACGAAUCCGUCGAAAAUGGCACCGCAACCGCAAAAACCAUCGACGCCCAGCCGAAGGCACGAUUCUCUGCCUCCCGCGCUGUGCGACUGCUCUGGAAGCAUCUCAUCUCCGCCUACCGGCAGCUGCCCGUCGUCCAGUGGAGCCUCUGGUGGGCGCUAGCGAUGGCCGGCUUCAUCCAGGUGCAGGUGUACGUGCAGCUGCUGUGGCACGAGAUCGACCAGCAGCAGGGCACUCUGUUCAACGGGGGUGCCGAGGCACUGCUCACCCUGCUCGGUGCGAUGAGUGCGCUGGCGGCAGGUUACAUCGCCAAUCGCAUCUUCGAACAGCGGGCCCUCUGGAUACUGACGGUUUGCUCCGGGCUGCAGGGUGGACUCAUCUUUUACUCCGGCUUUGCCACCAACAUUUGGGUGGCGUACGUGCUAUACAUUCUGUUCGGCACGCUGUACCUGUUUAUGGUCACGAUGGCAAGUGCGAUCGUGGCGAAAUAUCUCGAAGAGGACAGCUUCGGGCUGAUCUUUGGCAUCAACAUGUUCGUGGCGGUCGGUGUGCAGGCACUGCUAACCCUGGCGACGAUCUCGGAGCGCGGCCUGAUGCUUGACCCGCGGGACCAGUUCAAGGUGUACGGUGGCUACUUUUUGGUGCUCUCGAUAAUCUACCUAAUUGCCGCCAUCGCCGCCAGCGCGGCCCGUGUGUGGCAAUUGCGAAGGGAAGCGCAGGCCGCCUCCACCAAUGCCGGUGUGGAAGGGUCAGUUGCAACAGCGGAACGAUGCGAACCGGCGACCGUAAGUGGUUGAAUGGAAUAAAAAAAAAAACAAACCGACAUAGAAACGCUUCAAACACAACUUCGUCAUUUAGAGGGAGGCUUCGGUCUGCCGUCUGGCGAUUCCAUUCGCUCCUUUGCCAUUGCUUCCCAGCGGCGACGUCGUCUGUCAACCGUUAUUCGAAUGAUCGAAAAAGAUGGAAAGUUAUACACAAAAUACAUACACACACACACACAUAUACGCCCCUCGGCCGAUUGAAACUGAAUCCACUCAGCGGCAAAACACACCGGAAACACUUCGGUCAAUCGUUUUGGUUCCCUUGGCAAACUUCCCCCAGCCGCAUGAGGCUAGUUGUGGAGAGGGAGUGGGUGGUUGGCGUUUUCGGAACGUCGGAUAGUUUUGAAGCCGUUGCAUCCGGUGGGUAGGAAAUGUUUUCGGGGUAAGCUACAGUGAGGGCUGUUCUAUUUUGGGCAGUGAAUACGAUGCUUUCGCCAGCGGCAUUCAAUUGGUUUUUGAAGACCUCUCGGGCCAGUCCUGGAGCAUAGACGUCAAGUUGUUCGAUCUCCUAACAUGUCUAUACAUAAUUUAGACCUACAAACUAACAAACUGACUACGGCACGACUGACUUGCCUACGUAUUAAUCAUCCGAACAAUCGUUGUUAUUUAAAACCUUAAGUAACUUAAUGCGAGCAGCUCUUUACCGACUAUGGUUGUUACACAAAAUUACCAAAUACAGCGGAGCGCCAUUUAUCCGGGUUCAUCGGGACUCGACCUUUCCCGGAUACUCGGAUAAC
Molecule: messenger RNA, 2977 nt
Organism: Anopheles coluzzii
Lineage: Eukaryota; Metazoa; Arthropoda; Insecta; Diptera; Culicidae
Product: thiamine transporter 2-like
Exons: 6
Coding region: 669-2216 (515 amino acids)
Biological process (GO): transmembrane transport; vitamin transport
Cellular component (GO): plasma membrane
Molecular function (GO): vitamin transmembrane transporter activity
Source: RefSeq, a predicted model, not a curated record